AUGGCGGCACAGGCGAAUUUGCGACAAUUGUACCCGCCGACGAGUGCAUAUGCAGUGGGGCAGGCAACGAGUUUUAUGCGUGAUUUCCAACCUGGAGGAGGAGCAAAUCGUCCGGAAUCAUCGACGCCGGUCACAACAGCCAAUUGGGUCGCUCCAAUGACGGGACUUACCAGCUCCACCCAGUGUCUUCCGCCAACCAUCAGCUCGGUGGGACAGCUUGAAAAUCACCCGAUGGGAAGAGCACCGCUCGGUGCUCAAACAAUGUUAUCCGCACAUAUCGACAACCGUGCUCCUACGUCUCGUCAACUGGCGGCGAGACAUGUUAUGCCAAAAGAACUGCCGUUGUUCAGUGGCAGCCCGGAAGAGUGGCCAAUGUUUUACAGUGCCUUUAAUACUUCCACGGAGGCGUGCGGUUUUAGUAACGUGGAAAAUCUCGGUCGUCUACAACGGUGCUUGAAGGGCGGUGCGCUCGAAGCAGUUCGCAGUCGUCUACUAUUACCUGCAUCAGUACCACAAGUGAUGCAAACGCUGCAACUGCUGUACGGGCGUCCGGAGCAAAUAAUCUACGCGCUGCUCCAGAAAGUUCGAGAAGUUCCAGCACCGAAAGCAGAUAAUCUGUCUACAGUAGUGGCCUUCGGGAUGGCGGUACAGAAUUUCUGUGAUCAUCUGGAGGCGGCAGGUCAAGUGGACAAACUUCCCGCGAAUCUGAAGCUAGACUGGGUGACUUUCAAGCGGCAGUUUCCUGUGGUCGACCUCCGUAUAUUCAGCCGAUAUAUGGCGAACUUGGUUUCGUCAGCUGCCGAAGUCACGCUUUCGUUCGAUCUAAAGGGAACACGACCGAAGAAGGAAGACAAGCAGAAAGGAUUCGUCAAUGCCCACGCUACUCCAUCUGGUGCAGCGGUUCCGGACAAAACCAAGGUGGAAUCUACGAAACCAGCAUCGCCAAUAAGCUGCUUAGUCUGCGGAAAUUCGGAUCAUCGCGUGAAGGAGUGUGACGUGUUCAGGAAGAUGGAUAGGGAUGAUCGCUGGAAAGCUGUUCACGGCAACUAUCUGUGUCGGAUCUGUCUCGGUAAACAUGGCAGAAAACCCUGCCGGUCUUCGGCACGCUGCGACGUGCAAGGGUGUCAAAUGCGUCAUCAUCCGCUUCUACAUGACGAUUCCGGACGUUCAUCGAUCCCUACCAAAUCACCACCGCAAAAAGGCGCCGGGGUGCAUCGAGGAAAUCCAACUGAAGGAGUGAAUGCGCACCAUUCCAAUAGUUCCACAAUGUUUCGCAUGUUGCCGGUACGACUCUUCAGUAACGGACGGAGUAUCGAAACGCUAGCUUUCAUCGACGAAGGCUCAUCGGUCACGCUGCUGGAGAAGGGAAUAGCUGACGCACUGGAGGUCGAAGGGAAGGAAAUGCGUCUAUGCCUGACGUGGACGAACAACAUCAGCCGUGAAGAAGAAUAUUCCCGUCAAGUGGAGGUGGAGAUUUCGGGCAUUGGAGGGGGCAAACGGUAUCCGCUGGACGACGUCAGAACUGUUGAAUCCCUGGCCUUGCCGGUGCAGACGCUACGCUACAAGGAGCUUUCUGAUCGUUUUGUACACCUGCGUAAGCUGCCGAUUGUGGAUUUCGAAGCUAAAGCUCCGGGAAUACUUAUCGGAGCGAAGAAUACUCGACUCACCGCCACCCAACAAAUCCGGGAAGGUCGUGUGGGCGAACCGAUAGCAGCGAAAACCCGUCUCGGAUGGGCAAUAUAUGGAUCGAUGCCGAACGGGAUCAACUACGCCAGCUGUAACUUGCACGUUUGCGGUUGCGCAUCCGACGACAGUCUACACGAGCUUGUAAAACAAUAUUUCACGGCUGAGAACGUAGGCGUUUCAGUGGAUAGGUGUCCCGAAUCGGAUGAAGACCAGCGAGCGAGGGCCAUACUCGAGAGGACGACAAGGAGAGUCGAAGGUGGAUUCGAGACUGGGCUUUUAUGGCGCUACGAUAACGUAGAAUUCCCGGAUAGUUAUGCCAUGGCCGUCCGACGGCUACGGUGUUUGGAGAAACGUUUCAAAGCAAAUCCUGCGAUAUUCGAGAAAGUCCAACGCCAAAUAGUCCAGUACCAGCAGAAGGGAUACAUCCACGAAGCUUCGAAGCAAGAAUUGACAGCAGUGGACCCGGGAAAGCGAUGGUACCUUCCGAUUGGCAUAGUGCAGAACCCCAAAAAGCCGAACAAGAUCAGAAUCGUGUGGGACGCAGCAGCGACAGUUGACGGCAUCUCCCUGAACAGUAUGCUGCUUAAGGGACCGGAUCUAGUGCAACCACUACCAGAUGUACUCUGGGGAUUCCGGGAGCGGAAGAUUGCCGUGGUGGGAGAUAUCAUGGAAAUGUUCCACCAGCUGAAAAUGCGACGCGAGGACCGAUACAGUCAACUGUUCCUCUGGCCCGGUGAAAAUGCUGCCUCUCUGAAGACCUUCGUUAUCGACGUAGCAACCUUUGGUUCGACGAGCUCUCCGUGCUCGGCGCAAUACGUAAAAAACCUUAAUGCGGCCGAACACGCGGAGGAAUAUCCGAGAGCAGCAGAGGCGAUCGAGCGCCGACACUACGUUGACGACUAUCUGCAAAGUUUCGACAGCGAGGAAGAGGCGUGCCAGGUGGUUGAAGAAGUCAAGCUGGUGCAUCGGCGUGGUGGAUUUACGAUCCGCAACUGGCUGUCCAAUUCUGUGGCAGUUCUCCGACGGGUCGGGGAAGUCAGUGCUGGUACAGUGAAGAUCGUCGACAAUGGCGGUUCCCAAAUAGAACGCGUACUGGGCAUGCAGUGGAUGGCGAGCGAGGAUGUUUUCGUUUUCUCCAACGAAGUCGACGUGGCGGCAGUCACUCCCACCAAGCGGGGCAUCUUGCGCUGCGUAAUGAGUCAGUUCGAUCCACUGGGGCUCCUCUCACACUUCCUCAUUCACGGACGUGUUAUCAUCCAGGAUAUUUGGCGCACGAAAGCUGGAUGGGACGAUACGGUCGACGAUUCGAUUCUGGAGCGUUGGCAGCUUUGGGCAACCAAGUUCAAGCAACUGAGAGCAAUACAGAUACCUCGUGCCUAUUUCCCGAGCGCAACAGCAACAGACAUCGAAGACUUGCAGCUGCAUAUCUUCGUCGACGGCAGCGAGACUGCUUACGCUUGCGUCGCCUACUUCAGGCCGUGA
Armigeres subalbatus is the source of this 3168-nucleotide messenger RNA. RefSeq lists its product as uncharacterized. The record is from RefSeq and is a predicted model, not a curated record. The coding region runs from base 1 to 3168 and encodes 1055 amino acids. The transcript is spliced from 2 exons. NCBI's taxonomy places the organism in Eukaryota, Metazoa, Arthropoda, Insecta, Diptera, Culicidae.